Messenger RNA from Antechinus flavipes (yellow-footed antechinus), 7555 nucleotides. It is a transcript of the gene TRAM2, whose product is annotated as translocation associated membrane protein 2. The record is from RefSeq and is a predicted model, not a curated record. The transcript has 11 exons. Bases 885 to 1997 code for a protein of 370 amino acids. NCBI's taxonomy places the organism in Eukaryota, Metazoa, Chordata, Mammalia, Dasyuromorphia, Dasyuridae. Gene Ontology annotation, cellular component: endoplasmic reticulum membrane. Gene Ontology annotation, biological process: SRP-dependent cotranslational protein targeting to membrane, translocation; protein insertion into ER membrane.
GAAGAUUAUUUUUUAAUGGAAGGUCACAAAAGCAAGGAAUGAGCCAUGCAGGCCCAUUUCCCCCCAAAUGAAGAGGGGGUGACACGGUUUUGCCGUCCGAUAAAGAAAAGAAAGGAGCAAGAAUAGACGGCGGCAAAGGAGGAAUCGCGACUGGCCCGCGCCAGAAAGGAAGGACAAGGCGGGGUGGGGGGGAGAGGGAGGAGGAGAUAAGACUGAUAAGAAAAAGAAGGCUGCAGGAGGGUAGGGGGAGGAGGGAAACACGCAGAGAAAACCAGAAAAGCCUAGAACGCUAGAGUGGCAGCAGGGUGGAGCAGCCCAGAGGGAGGGGCAGGCGACGGGGAAGAGGACAGUGGUGGGGGCGCUGUCGGGUGGGAAAUGCAGGCUAGAUUGAGGGGGUUGGAUUUCGGAAAGGUCUGACCAGGAACUGCCUUUGGGUUGGUUUGAACUCGGAAGGGUGUGUGGGUGUGCGCAGGGAAACCGAAAGCCUUAGUGGUUUUAAACCACAAGCCUCUCAGCAAGAACGCACUCCGACUCCUUUUCUUCCCCGUUUUUCCCGAGUCAGGUCGGAAAGAGUUAAGCCUCCAGGGGGCGUGGCCAGGCAUCCUCUGACGCGCGAAGGGCGGGGCUGAAGGCACCGGUUGGGGAGGAGGGGAGAAGGAGGAGGGUUCCGGGGGGCCGAGAGGGGGGAAAGUAAGGGGGGGGGGCAGGGAGGGAGAAAAGGAAGGGGGCGUGGCCCGGGCCUAGGGGGCGUGGCCGGGAGAAGUUGUUCCGCGCUGGGCGGGCCGGCGGCGGACCCGGGAGCUGGAGAAGUUUGCGCGGCUCGCCAGCGAGCGAGCGGAGGGGAGGGUGCGGGCCCCGGCGGCGGCUUCCCUGCGCCCGCUGCCAUGGCUUUCCGCCGGAGGACGAAAAGUUACCCGCUCUUCAGCCAGGAGUUCGUCAUCCACAACCAUGCGGACAUCGGCUUCUGCCUGGUGCUCUGCGUCCUCAUCGGGCUUAUGUUCGAGGUCACGGCCAAGACUGCCUUCCUAUUUAUUUUACCUCAGUAUAAUAUUAGUAUGCCUUCAUCAGAGAGCGAAACUGUUCAGUAUCACUAUGGACUGAAGGAUCUGGUCACAAUCUUGUUUUACAUCUUCAUCACCAUCAUUUUGCAUGCUGUGGUACAGGAGUACAUCUUGGAUAAAAUCAGCAGGCGACUUCAUCUCUCCAAGGUCAAACACAGUAAGUUCAACGAAUCUGGACAGCUGGUAGCCUUUCAUCUCAGCUCCUUGGUCUGGUGCUUGUAUGUUGUUGUGACGGAAGGAUACUUAACAAAUCCAAGAAGCCUCUGGGAAAACUACCCUCAUGUAUAUCUCCCCUUCCAGGUGAAGUUUUUCUACCUUUGUCAGCUGGCAUACUGGCUACAUGCCCUGCCGGAACUAUACUUCCAGAAGGUGCGGAAGGAGGAGAUUCCACGUCAGCUGCAAUAUAUCUGUCUGUACUUGGUUCAUAUAGCUGGAGCAUACCUCUUAAACCUGACCCGCUUGGGCCUGAUCUUGCUGCUGCUACAGUACAUGGCUGAGUUUCUCUUCCACAUGGCACGGCUUUUCUACUUUGCGGAUGAAAACAACGAGAAGUUGUUUAACGCCUGGGCAGUAGUGUUUGUGGUCACCCGCCUCUUCACUCUCACCCUUGCUGUACUGGCUAUUGGUUUUGGACUGGCUCGGAUGGAAAAUCAAACUUUUGAGCCAGAGAAAGGCAACUUCAAUACCUUGCUCUUCAGGCUGUGUGUGCUCCUGUUGGUGUGCGCCUCCCAGGCUUGGAUGAUGUGGCGCUUCAUCCAUUCCCAGCUGCGGCGCUGGCGGGAGUACUGGAACGAGCAGAGCGCCAAAAAGAGAGUGAUGGUUGCCCCCAGACCGCCAGCCAAGCUCAUCAAGAGGGAAUCUGGUUACCACGAAAAUGGAAUACUGAAAGCAGAGAAUGGGAUGUCCCCACGCACUAAAAAGCUGAAGGCUCCUUAAAGCCAGAAUGUGGAGAACAGGAAUUCUUCCUAGUGGGAUGUGCAGUAUAGAGGCCACAGGCCAAGGACUAAGUUACUGCCCUUAUUUUUCUGCUUGCUACACACUCCCAUCUCGAACAGCUGAAAUAUGUCUUUGGAAACACACACCAACUCUCUCUGUCUCUGUCUCUCUCUUUUUCUCUUUCUUCUCUCUCUCUCUUCUGCCUCUGUCUCUCUCUCUGCCUCCUUUUUUAUAAACCAUUUUCAAUAAAACCAAAAAUCUUCCUUCUUUAUGUUCUUGAGCCAACUCACUUCCUUAUAGCCUUUGUUUGCUAGGGAACCUAGAAUCCUUGAUCUUUAUAGGUAUUUUUUUCUCUCUCUUUGCUCUCUGUUUUUGUUCACAAAUGUUUUCCUUACAUUAUUGUGCAGUUAUUCAGUGUCUGAUUUUCAUAGUUAAGGAGGCCCACUUUUUCACCAGUGCUAUUUGACUUCAGUUUCUCCUGAGCCUAAAUGCAUUUCCAGGAAGCAUUCACUUAGGAUUGUUCCUUGUUAACUGAUAUCCAUGUCCUUGAAUUGUUGUACCAUGUGAUCAACAUAUAGGAUGGACAAUAAGAAGAGAAAUGACUGGAUCCUAAAUUUAUCCUUCUUGACUAGAUCAUUUUAAUAGCUCUAUUUAGCUGCCCAGAUGUUUUAUUUUCAGUUCCCCAUGCACUGUCCCAACCCAUAGAGGUACCACAUUGGAUUCUAAUGCCACAUGCAGAAUUUGACAAUGGGAUGAGAUUCAGCCAUGAAAUGUAGUCUUUAUUGUUGGAUCCUGGGACUGAAGUGAUACUUGCCUGCUGUUAUUCCAUUAGGGGGGUGCUGUUGGAGGAACAGAUUCCUUUUCUCUUCAUACCCUAAGGCAAAAGCAAAGGCAAAGUAGGCUGAGGCAGGGGCCUAUUCUGAAAUUCAGGCUAUGAGACUGAUCAGCUCCUUUCUUCUACAUCCCAACCUGCAGUUACUUCUCUAGACAGAUUCACAAGCAUCCCAGAUAAAACAACAAACUAAACAGGGUAAAGAGAACUGAGGACAUAUUAAUUGUAGGCCCAGAGCAAUCUUACGCCCCUCUCUGGAAUGGGACUUGGCAUUCUGUCUUUAAAACCUCUUCAAUUCUUCAUUUCUUUUGGUGUUCCCACUCAAUCUUGGACCUUUGUGGCACCUAUCCUAUUUUUGAGCAUUGAGGGGCAGAUAGGCCCCUCUCUCUGGCCUUACUGGUGGCUUUUUACCCCUGCAACUUGUUGUCAUCAUCAUGGAUGGUUAGUGUUACUAACAUGUUAUACCCCAUGAUAUAAACAAUAGAUGCUAAGUCCAUCUUUUUGAUACCUCUGCUCUCAAGGAAAAAAAAAAAACCUUCUGGGCUCUGUGUGGUGUCUUAUGAAGUUCUGUCAAGAAAGAAAGGGAAUUAGCUUUUAAAGAGGCUUAAGAAUCCUGAAAUCUCUAUAGAGGUGAAAGGGAGAAAUUUUGUCUUUUACCUGCUGCAGCAACUUGCCUUCAUCUGGUGUUAAAAACUAGAUUCAGUUGUGUUAUGAGAGGCUUGGGUUCUUGGGCUAGGUCAGCCAUUCUGUCCUCAAACUACCUUCAAAAAAAAAUUUGGGUUUCUUUGUAUUAGCCCCAAGGCAGUUGAAUCAUAGAUAGAUGGACUUGCAUUUGCCAUUCAACAGGGAUUAGUUGGAAAGGGUAUCUUCUCUUAGUUGGACCCCUUCUUCUUUUCCUUCUAGGACAGAUUGUAAACAGGAAAGAGAAUGGCUCACCGAGUCUCCUGAUUUCCUUUGAGACCCGGCAGGGUAUUGUUGAAUAAGAGUAGAUGGCUUCUCUUCUCCCUAAUCUCCCUUUCCUUGGAAUUUUCUAGUACCAGAGAACUGAUAGAGUGGUUUUUUGCCAGGUAGGCAGGCCUUUGUGUGUUUGAGAGACUUCUCAAUUUCUCAGAUGGCUAGAGGGUAAUCUGUAGCAAAUGAGUUCCUACUUUCUCUAGCCCUUCGUCAUCCAGUCGUUUUGCCAAAGAGGCUGUGACUUAGGUCCUGACUUUUCUCUAAAAACAAUGAGUUUUUAACCCAAUUAUUAAGCAAAUUACUUCUUAAGGCACCACCUAAUUCUUCUAUCUUUACCAUACCCAUAAUCUCUGGUACUCAUGUGGUCCUGUUACUGACUGACAGCCAUAUUCACUCUCUGUCAAAAGUUGUCACCUGAAAUGAAUGCUAGUAAUGCUGCUCACAUAGAUUUGCCCGUUUUUCAGAGUAUGUGGCCAGGAAAAUCCUAGAGUAAGACUGGUGUCUAAUGAUGUUGAAUUUGAGAGCUGUUGUUUAGCAGAGAUACAAUAUAUUUGUAGCUACUCUUGUUCACUGUCAGUGACCUAGCAAGUUUAUUUCCCUGCAAGGCUUUGUUAAAAGAAUGAACUGAAUUGUGUUGAAAGGGGCUGGGUGAAGAUAUCUCUACUUUAUCCCUAAUCUUUGGGCUUCUUGGGCAGAUACUCUGUCCUACUCUGUCUUAAUUCUUGGAAGAAGAGGCGAUGAUUAGUGACCCAUGAGCCUACUCAAAGUGCUAAGACACCAGUGAAUUCCCUGCUUUCAUCCUUAUCCAGUCUGAGGCCAGGCUUCUAUUGCCCUCAUUCCCCUAUGGGAAUGGGAAUGAGAGUCUAAUCUACCUCAGCCACUGUCUUUCUCUCAAUGGAGUCUCUUGGCUUUUGUGGCAUUGGUGUACUUGGAAUUAAAGAGAAGAAUAAGAGGGGCCACUGUGGGAUGGGUGCCUGUGUUCUUCCUUGGAGCUGGAGGGUGUUAUGGUUUGGGGGUAUUUCAUACGUGACCCAACAUCUGGGUUCCAGGACAAGCAUCUGUACAUUUGACUUAGUGUACCUGUCUCUGUUUGGACAGAUGGCACUGAUGGGAAGGGGUCUCUAGCUUCAAAUAAACAGUUCUAGCUUGAGGUGAUAGGGAUAGGUUGAAGAGGUGCUGCUUCUCAACUCUGGAAAUCCAUUCUUAUCUGUUUACAGUAUUAUCUGACUUAGCACCUGGCCCCAAAUGGUUCCUAAAAACCUGAUGUACUUCUUACCAUGGUGUCUGCCAUUUUAGGCUUUGAAGAACAUAGAGCACAUUUCUGUGCUCUCGUUGUCCAAGUUUGAAAUCCUAUGGACAAAACAAAGCUCCAAAGUAUGGUUUGAAUUCAAGUUGUGUCUAUAUCCAAAACUUUGCUGGUAACUUGUUCAUUAUAAGGGUUCCUGGGCAAUGGGAGCGCAUUCUGCCUAGAUUUUAGAGCUUGAGCAUUUUGGCAAGAUGUUGGUCUGGAUUUUUUCCGGAUGUUUUAAGUAUCUUCCAUCUGCUACUUUCAGUAGGAUUUGGAUGAGAAGAGUCUAUUGGUUGGGCUUGGAUACAGCUGUUGUUUGCUUUCCUCCUAGAAUCUGAGUGUUAAAAUCCAGAGGAUUUUUGUUCCUAUAAGGAAUUUCUCUCCCUCUGAAGUAAAGUACAUGAAGAAAACAAGGAGGAUGACUUUUAAUAGGCUUCCUUUCUUCAUCUACAUGCCCUAUACCUGUCCUUCAUUUAUCCUUUAUCUAUACUGUGUCCUUAUUUCUGAGGCCAUGAGACUUCAGGGAGGUCUUGGUUUUUUAGUGUUUUGGUUAACCUUCCUGUAGGGGGUAGGGGACAAAUACACAGAAAAGAAAACCAAAAGUCAUCAUCCCACAUUGCUAUAGUUAAGCAUCAGGUCAGGGCUUCCUCUUUGGCUUGCCCUGACAUUCUGAGCAGGACCUCAGUGCACAGUAGUCUAAAACUUACUACUCCAUAGGCUGGGAGCCUUCUACUUUAACCCUCUCCUAGCUAACUAUUCUUAUUGGGUUCAAGAAGAGCUGUAAAACAAAUGCAGCAAGACUUUGCAUCAGUGUUGCUCCCCAUGCUUAACAUCUCCUUGUGGCAGUUUUAUAAUUCUUAGGAGUAGAUGAUUUAUCCUUUUUGCAUAACAAGUGCCUUACUUUGCAAUACUUCUUUUGGACCCCAACAUAUGUACUGUACAGAGCUUUCCAUUUCUUUCUGCUAACAUGACUCUGGUCUGUGCCUUGGGACAUUGUACCCAGGAGUGGCCACCCAUAAAAGGGACACAACACAUGACAGUCUUGCUUCCUUGGUCUCUGUGCCUUUAUCUUAUUUCCAUUGUUCUUAGUAUACUUUUGGCCUUAUUUCUUGGCUUUUGCCUCAGUUGAUUUUAGACUUUUUCAUAUCAGGCGAAGCAAGGCAGCUUCUCUAGGUAUGGAUAUAGACUGGAGUGGUGGGCCUGCCAGUAGCAAGCAGUGCUCAGACACUUCUUAUGGCCUCAUACUUCAUCCCACAUCCUUCCUCCCCAUUCAUCCCAUGAACCAUACCUAUUCUUCUUUCUCUUGUUCCUUUCCCAGAGAGCUCUUCUUGUUAUAUAACCCCAUCUCUUUGUGAGUCUUUAUUCAACCCAAAGUCUAUAAUCUGGAGCUUACUCUUCCUUCCAGACUCAAGUGUUAAUUCUUAGACGUAGAUGCCUGUUUUGCAGAAAGCCAGGUCGACGUGGUCCCUUGUCAUAAAAAUAUUGUAUUUAGUUCAUAAUUCAGUGUUAUUCAUGUGUUGCCAGAAGUUCCCCUCCCCCCCCCCCCACUUCUUCCGGGUUGUGCAAUAACUCUCCUAGAACUCGUUAGUUUCUAUAGUUCCUUCUGUCCAUUAUGAAGCCCUGGAAGUUGGGAAGAGAUGGGACACAUAGGAGGAACCAUCAUCCUUCAGUGGAGAAAUUCCAGCUAUUUCCUUUCUAGCUGCAAUUCUCCUUGUCCUAGAUAGGUUUCUGUGGCUCUGCGUUAGAACAUGUAGCAUAAUGUAGAAAUACAUAUUUAAAAAAAAAAAACUUGUUGAAAAAGAAUCUUCAUGAUGGGGCAUUAAUGUGUUCAGUUUUGAGUAUGACAUUGGGGGGUAAGAUUUUGGCAUAGUAUUCCUGGAUAUACUGCCAUCCCGGUCUCCAUCUUUAUCAAAAGGCAUUCCAGGAUUUUAGAUGGGAUGGGAAAGGAUGCUUCCUGUUCACAAGAAGUGGUUUUCAUUAUAACCUAGGUGCAGGUAGUCCUCUCUCCUCUGACUGUGUGUGCCUGCAAGCUCAGCCCUUUCCUUGGGUGCAGAUAGAUGGGGUCAAAUUGUAAACAUCAUCUCCAAAUCCCCAUUUUAAUAAACAGCUGAAAGAUGUGCUAAAGCUGCUGGUGCCCUGAGCAGACCAUAAUGCAAAGGUGGAUACGUUGCCUUUUUUUUUUUCUUUUUUUUUUUAAAUCUAUUUUACCUUGUUUAUUUUAUGGACCAAAUUUCAACAAGAAACUCAAGGAAAAUUGUACCUGCCAUAUUUAUGCAUCUGUGUAAAAGGGUUGUUUUAUCUGUUUUUACUUUUGAUGCAAUUUUUUCCAAAUUCCUUUUCCAUUGUUCCCUUGUCCAGUUUAAAAAGUUACAGUUUUGUAUGGAUUUUUUUUUUGUUGUUGAAAAUGUGCAUUUUGAAACAAAUGAACAACAAAACUAUUUUCUGAAAUAACUGAAUAAAAGGCUUAGAAUUAUCGAUCCUUAA